GACCAGAAAGCUGAUAUUCAGACUAAAGCACUUGAUAGGAUCAAGUUCAAAGAGAUGAGGGAUCUCAUUGGAGUUCAAGAUGUGAAGGAUGGUGAGUUCAAGCUUAAGGGGGAGAAUGUUGACUUAGCUUGAACAUAGCUUGGUUUAUAAGCUAUCCUAAUGAGUUUAGGAAUAUUGAUAGUUAUCCAUAAGAUAAGUUUCCUAAUGAAAUUAGGAGUUUAUAUGAGUUAUAUAAGGAGAUGUCAAUCUUGUGGCAUAACUUGUGAAUUUAGAGAAAAAGUUUUGAGUUGAGUUUAAGCUAUAAUAAAAUGAGUCUUUAUAUUUGGAUCUUGAGAGUAUACGAUUUCAAUAGCCGUCUAGAGUGGGGAAGAAAGUGACUGGUUCAGUGUCUGAUGAAAGCAGCCAGAUUUAGGAGUUAUGGAGAGUUUGGUGAUGACGGCUUUGUUUUUUUUUUUGUCUUCGUUUGCCUCUUUCUUAUUUAAAUCUUGCACUUGUAAACUGUUAAGAAGCAGUUACUUUUAAUUACUUUCUUUAACGUUUAAUCCCAAAAUAAAGAUGGACUUUAAUCGGUCAAUGCUAUUUUUAAUUAGAAUUUACCAUAUUAUUGAAUAAAGAAUAAAAGGAUAAAAUUAAGAAUUUAAUAUCGAGAAUUCUAUGAUUAUUAUAUUAUCAAAUUAAGUUUUAUUUGUCUAACUGUCAGAAUAAGAUAUAAUCAUGAUAUAUCUUCAUCUUAUCUACAUAAAUCCCAAAAGUCUAUUAUAUUGUUUUGAAAUUCAGACUUUUGGUUAACUUAACAAGGUUAUAUAUUUUAGCAACAAAAAAACUUUUAAAACUUAUUCAAUUUAGUUUUUCAAUAUUUAUAUAUUUUAUAGUAUGGUAUACAUGUAAUUGAACAAUAUGUUGCUAUCUCUUCAUACAUGCUUAUCCACAUCAUUAUUUUUGCCUAUAUCUUCUUCUUAUAAAGAGAUUUGUGUUACAAAAACUUAUCACAUUCUCUAAUCUCUUCUACGACUCUCCACUAAUUUUUCUAGCCAUGUCUCUACCAAACGAUAUAGAGACAAAGAUAUAUGUUGCGGGUUUGCCUUGGAUCACAAAAACUGAAAGCCUUCGGAAUUACUUUGAACAAUUUGGAGAAAUUGUUUAUGCAAAUGUUGUUUGUGAUAGAGCAACCAAACGAUCAAAGGGUUUCGGAUUUAUCACGUUUAAAGAAGCUGAAUCUGCAAAUAGAGCUUGCGAGGAUCCGAAUCCGACUAUAGACGGACGAAAGACCAAUUGCAAACUUGCUUAUCUUGGUGCUAGGGUUCACAAUAAUCAAUCAAACAAAAACGGUUUAGUCUCAAUUUUCCCCAAUUUGAUUAAUUGUUUGCAGCGAUACUUUCACGUUAUAAUAGUUGUUCUCGUAACCGCAGGUCUAGCUAUUUGUGUAUUACCCUACUGGAACCAGUAUUAUUGGCAGUAUUAUCAGCAGUAUUACCAACAUUACCCUUGGUUUAGCACCUAUCCGUAUUAAACGCAAUCUCAAUCAUGAGAUAUAUAGAGCUUCUUGUUCUGUUACAUUAUCAUAGUCAAUUUGGUUUAAUUUUUCUGACUUUAUAUUGGUAAAAUUUAUUUAUUAUGCAUCUACAGAAUUGU
Molecule: messenger RNA, 1632 nt
Organism: Brassica napus (rape)
Lineage: Eukaryota; Viridiplantae; Streptophyta; Magnoliopsida; Brassicales; Brassicaceae
Product: RNA-binding protein 38-like
Exons: 3
Coding region: 1034-1510 (158 amino acids)
Molecular function (GO): RNA binding
Source: RefSeq, a predicted model, not a curated record